Messenger RNA from Dujonia railenensis, 2343 nucleotides. Lineage: Eukaryota; Fungi; Ascomycota; Pichiomycetes; Serinales; Debaryomycetaceae. The record is from the annotation of a GenBank genome assembly.
AUGAGAUUUAGUAAAGUGGUUGCAGCUGUAACAGUUGGUUUAGGACUUGUAAGUGCAGCCCCAAUUGUUGACGUGCAUGCUAGAACAGAUCUCGAGCCAACUAACUUGGAUCUUGAUGCUAUUCUUAACACAAUUCGUUCGGUGGACAUGAAAGUAAAUACACCAGAAGGAAGUGCAUCUUUAGGAAAGAGAGACGACACCACACAUCACAGUUUUGUCGAAAGACUUCUUACACAUUUUGCUGAAGCUGGUUUAAAGGAACAUUUCAUUGAAAGGGUUGCAAGAGCUCCAGAAUUCUCCUUACAUUUGACUGAAUCGUUCAAGAGGAACUUACACAACCAAAAAAUCCCACACAGAUUUGUAACCAGAGCAUUAGAUAAGGCAGAUCUCUUAGAAAGAUUCUUUGACACUGCAUUAGACGAUGAAGACUUACAGGGCUCUCUUUUGAGCCACGCUAAGAGACUCUAUGAUGAAGGCAACUUUAACUUGGAAAUGUCAGAGCCAAUGGAAAAGAGAGAUACUAAAUUUGUUGUGUCAAAGAGAGACAGUUCUAUUAUCACUUCUAUUUUAAACUACUUAUCUAGUUCCAACCUCUUGGAGACUGUUGCUACGUACAUUUCCAACAACCCUCAAAUUAUUACUACUGCUGAGCUGUUAAUUGAAUCUGCCAUCAGCAGCAUUGAUUGGUCAAGUCUUUUCACCACCAUUAAGAACUCUGGUGUUGCUCAGGAUAUUAUUAGUAGUAUUACAUCCAAGAGAGAUUUACAAGUGAAGCUUGCUGAAACUAUUAGUAAGAGAGCUAGAGCCGCUGCUCAAUCAGACCCAAGCAUUGCUCUCAUGGCAAGAGAUGCCGCCGUCUCUGCAGCACCUAAGUAUGAAUUUGUUGCAAGAGCUGCAACCGUUUCUGCUUCGAUUCCAACCUCAUUAUUUCCAGAUGGUGUUAACACUGUAACAUCUGUGGGAUCUGAUCUUCUCGGUCUUGUUGGUGAUGCUCUUGGUGGUUCAGGUUCAGAAACCGUCGCUGAAACCUCAGUAGCAACUGCUGCAGCUUCAGUUGCUACAGCAGCAGAAUCGGUUGCAACAGCAGCAGUUUCUUCUGCAGCAGUUCCACUUUACAGUGCCACUGCAUCGGCUUCUGCAGGUGUUUCUACACCUAAGACGACUUCCUCAACAUCUUCGUCUUCUUCAACCUCAGGUUCUUCCUUUUCUGAUCUUUUGGAUUCCUUAUUUGGAUCUUCCGAUUCUACCGCAUCAACGACCACUACAAAAGCUACUGCAACUGCAACUUCUGGUUCCACUUCAACUUCCACCGAAACUGGUUCCAUCCUCGAAGAUCUUUUAGAUAGCUUCCUCGGAGAUUCUAGUUCAUCCAAUUCGUCGUCAAGUACUUCAUCAUCAUCAUCAUCAUCGCUCGGUUCAACCCUUGGAUCUCUUGCUAGUUCUCUCUUAGACUCCUUAUUUGGUGACAGUACUUCAUCGAACUCUACCUCAUCAAGCAGCGGCAGCAGUUUCAGUUUCAGUUCCCUUUUAGGUGACAUCUUUGAUUCCUUGUUUGGCGAUUCUGGAUCUUCCAAUUCUACUUCAUCAGGCAGCAGUUUCAGUUUUUCAGGGCUCUUAGGAAGUAUCUUUGACUCAUUAUUCGGUGGCUCUGAUUCUUCAAAUAGUUCGUCAGGCAGCAGUUUCAGUUUUUCAGGACUCUUAGGAAGUAUCUUUGAUUCAUUGUUCGGAGACUCAGAUUCUUCUUCAUCGACUGGAACAAGUACUUCAUCUAGCAGUGGAAGUGGAUCUAGUUUGUUCAGUAUUAUUGGAGGUUUAGUAUCUUCCUUAUUCGGUGGAUCUUCUUUCUCAGACAUUUUCGAAAGUCUUGUCGAUGACAUCUUUGGAGACGGUAACUCCACUUCAGGUGGUUCAUUCUCAUUCAGUUCUCUCUUAGGUGACAUAUUUGACGAGUUAGUCAGUAGUGGUGUCCUUGAAGAAUUAUUACUUGACGGUGUUGACCUUAUCUUCGGAGCUAACUCUACUAUCGGCUCAUUUGUUGACUCAAUCAUCGAAGACAUUUUCGAUGCCUCAGCAGACGGAACUUCAAUUAUUAGUGAAAUAGUUGAUGACAUUUUCGGUGAUGGAACUUCAUCAACUUCUACCACAACUGCUGCUGCUGGAUCAGGAUCAGGAUCUACUACUUCAACUACAAAGUGCUGUUCUGCUAAGAAGUUGAAGAAGAGAAAGGCAGCUCAGAAGAAGAAGAGACAAAUGAAAGACCAAGCUGCAAAGAAGCUUAAGAGUGCUUUACUCAAGAAGAGAGAAGAGCUUAUGAUAAACCAACCUAUCCUAGUUAAUAUUUGA